CGGCCAGAGCGCCAUGGCGACGGACGCGUUGCCGUAAAGCGGUAGCCUAAGGGCGUCGCGCGCAGCCGGUUUGACCCUAGUGCCGGGGGCAGUUGUCAUUGGAGUUGGGGACGCGGAGCGAGUGUGGUGGUCGCCGCGCUCGUUGCCGCCUUUCCCGCCCGACACCCCCCUGCCGCCAUGGCGGGGGUGCUGGCCCGCAAGGCCGCGGACUAUGUGCGGAGCAAGGACUUCAGGGACUAUCUGAUGAGUACGCACUUCUGGGGACCGGUAGCCAACUGGGGACUCCCUAUUGCUGCUGUUAAUGACAUGAAGAAAUCUCCAGAGAUCAUUAGUGGCCGAAUGACAUUUGCACUGUGUUGUUACUCUUUGACUUUUAUGAGAUUUGCCUACAAGGUACAGCCAAGAAACUGGCUUCUGUUUGCAUGUCACUUCACUAAUGAAAUUGCACAGCUAAUCCAAGGAGGACGACUGAUGAAAUACAAGAUGGAAAAGAAGAACUAAAUAUCUUUAUCUUGGAAAAACAGGGAAUGUGCCCCUCAUCAUGAAUUCCAACAAAGGAAGAGCUCUACAGCUGCUGUGAUGCAGACUUUUCUGCAUUUUCUUCUCCAUCAUAAAAUUCAUCAUGAAUACAAGAUCUUGUCAACACAAAACACAUCAUCCUUCCACUAAAUUUUGUAGCCUACCUUUUUUGUAAAGUACUCUUCCGAAUGUAAACAAUUACAUCUAACUCUUUGCUGCCUUACAAGUACUGACUUUACUUUUCUAUUAGUGAAAUUACUUAUCCAAAUCAUGUGUUCAAUAUCUUUUUUUUAAAAAGAUGAGAACUUUUGUUUUUAUUUAACCAGCAACAUAACUGAAUGGCAUAGGACCAUUUCAUGCAUCUGAAGCCAGCUAGGUCAAUGUGAACAUAGAGAUCAGUAAGACACAAUUGUAGAUGGUGUAAUUGUUCUGCAUAUUUAAAUAUUUUAAAAACCAUUUACCAUAGUACUUGUGGAGCAUCCAUUCCUGACCUGUUUCAUCAUUAAAAUUUAUACCAGACUUCAGCAAGACAUUGCUGAUCUAAAAGUAUGCAUUUGCAGACUUGCCAGGUCACUCAUUGCAUGUCUGUUUUCAGUUAUGUGACUAAUGGAUUUUUACCUGAAAGGGCAUGUUACUACUUUUUUUUUUUUUAAACAUAAUUUCUGGUCCCUAGAAUCACCUUGAGAGAAGCAAGAAUUUCUUGUAAACUGAAGGAGGGUAACAGGGUUACAAACAUGCAUAUUUAAGAAGUUUGGAAUGCUGUGGAUUUUUAUAAUUUUGUUAAACAUAUUCCUUUUGUGCACUUGGGCCUCUGAAGGUUGCUCCAGUCCUUAUUCAGGCAAAAAAACUUCCCUUUACUUCAGUGGGAGCCUUGUCAGGGUAAGAUCUGAAGGAUAAAACUCCAUUGUGUGUUUUCCUCCACAUUGUGGCAGUCAAGUUUUUUUUUCCUUUUUUUUUUUUUUCUACUUCAUUACACUUGCUGGAAAGUGGCAUCAACAACUGCAAAUAAUGCAUACAACAUAAAUAAUGUUUGUGACAGACAUAAUUUUAUUAUCAGUAAAAUGAUUUUGGACAGUAAAAUCUGUGUCCCAACUAAGUAUGUACUGUCAAAAAGUUUUAAUCAAAAUAAUGGCAAUAAAUAAUUUCGAUAAAACUCUGAUGCAAGUUGUCUUCACCAUGAAAUGGAAUAUUCUUCCUUUAUGCCAAUAUCAGAUCUUAAAGGAAAUCUCCUACAUAUGGGAAGUCUGAUGAUGGUUAAGGCCUCUCAGAUAUAGGGGCCAUUUUUUGUUGCAAUGAGCUGAAUUUAAAAUUAAAACAAACUGGUGUAUGAAAA
This is a messenger RNA of Mauremys mutica (yellowpond turtle), 1852 nucleotides long. It is a transcript of the gene MPC1, whose product is annotated as mitochondrial pyruvate carrier 1. The coding region runs from base 178 to 501 and encodes 107 amino acids. The transcript is spliced from 5 exons. Gene Ontology annotation, cellular component: mitochondrial inner membrane. The record is from RefSeq and is a predicted model, not a curated record. Gene Ontology annotation, biological process: pyruvate import into mitochondria. Lineage: Eukaryota; Metazoa; Chordata; Testudines; Geoemydidae.